CUUCCUCUUCUUCAACUUCAACUUUUGCCCCCAAACAAAAAAAGAUACGAAUGAGGAAGAGGAUAACAAGGAAGGAGGGGGAAAAAAAAAGUUCCAUCAAAGAGCCUAGUGUGUUCAGCCAUUCAUAAGCUCCCAUAGCUGGGCAGGCUCCGGGUGCUGUUACAAGUUAAGUUGAGACAAGAGGGUGCCAAAGGAUUACCAGAAUACAAAAUAAAAGAGAAAGAAGAAGAAAAAAUUCUGAGGAAAAAACAAAAAGGUGUUGGGAGUUUUUUGUGGUUGUCGGAUCAUUUGUGGCAUUCUAUUGUUCCUCUUGUAUCCCAUCGCCUCUAUCCGACUUCUCAUUCAAACAAGCAUCCCCCUUGACCUGGGCGUCCGUUUAUCCUCGAUACAGUACCGUAGCCCACCGGAACAAUUCUCCCGCGAUGAACGGUUUCGAAUUCUCUUCCUACAAGACAUCGACUAUGCGUAGCGACAUUUCCACCAUUUAUCGUCCCUCCCCUACCUCGUCGCUGGCAGGCAAUGUCUCCUCCGGCAACACCCCUGGAUAUCGCCAAUCACCACCGGUCCCAAUAGACAAAACAACUUGUAUUGCUCUUGUCACAAACGCUCUUAAAGAAGCACGAGAAAAGAACCGGGAAGCUGAGCUGAGGGGGAGGGGCAACAACUCACCCGACUUAAGUGCACAGCAACAAUUCUACCAGCGAUCAGGAGUGACAAUUGAUUUGAGCCAUCAAAAAAUCUCAAACAUUCCACUGGAUGUGAUUGAGCUUAUUAAGGAUGAGAUUGAAAGAUUGGCCUUAGCUCAUAAUCAAUUGACUUCAUUCUCGGAGGAAUUCUCAAGUUUACCUCGCCUUCGAUAUUUAAACCUCCGAUCCAAUUUUCUCAGAGAGUUCCCGUUGCCACUCACCAAACUGCCUUCACUUGAGAUACUAGAUGUUAGCCGAAAUCGGCUACGAUCGCUGCCGCAGGAUUUUGGGAAGCUGAUGUCUUUAAAGGUCCUGUCAAUGUCGAAGAACAAGAUCAAUGUGCUGCCAACAUAUAUAGGGGACAUGAACGAGCUCAAGAUACUAAAGCUAGAUCACAACCCCAUACUAUUUCCAGCAAAGGAUGUUCUGGAAAAUGGGGAAGCGGACCGGGAUACAUGGUUAGAAACUGUUAAACGGUUUUUGAAGAAUCAUGCUGAGAGGUCCAACCCAGCGCUGGAUACGGAGUCUGGAUCCAGUAGCGACGAGGGUGGGGGUGACAAUGACUUUUCUUCGCUCAACUCCACGGUGGCAAGAACCCCAAGCUUCGAAUCGGAAAGGCCCGAAUCCAGUUUGUCAACAAUCAGACCGUUGAAGCUAGCAGGUGAAGCAACUAUGCCAGGGUUUAAUGGUCCCCAAAAAGGUAGCUUACCUCGAAGACCACCACAAAAGCAACCUACUCUUUCGCCAUCACCAGCAUUACCCACAUCUACUUUAACGAGUCCACCUCAAUCACUAAUAAACUCUGGUGCCGGUUCCUCACAAACGGAAAGGUCGCGAAGUAACAGUGAAUCUACUGUUCAAGCCCACCGCGGUAAUCGGCGCAUGGGCAUGCUAGGGCCAAGAAAAACUUCUAACGCUACGGCUGCUGAGGGAUUGAGAACCGUCGAAGAACAAAAAACCCUCAAACAUCAACGAGGGUAUUCUCACGAUUCCGUCAUAGAUUCUGCUCAACGCUCUGCUCAAAUGGGGAAACCAAUUGAUGGAAGCUCACGUAGCCCCACCGAUAAAGAGAGGCAACCAGGACCCUACUUUCGCAGACUAUCAUCCCUACCAGAACAUAAACGUGCAUCUCUAUCUUCCGCUCGAGUCGGUGAAGCUGCUCGGGGAAUAUUGUACGCCAUGUCAACGUUGCAGAGGCCAAUUGAGCAGUAUGUUCAAUCAGCUGGAGACCCUAACGGUGGCCCUCAUCACAAAGUGGAACGUGUGCUUUAUAACGGGAACCUGCAUAUUGGCUCUCUUGUUGGUUCAUUAGAGGCCUAUGAGGAGAAAGACGAUGAGGCUGCAGUGGACAAUGUUGUGGAUGCGUGUUGCGCUUGCCUCGCUGCGUUCAAACAAGUUCUGAAUAUGGUUCAAUCCGACUCGAGAGAAAUUGGUGCUGGCAUGGUUGGUGCUGAUGCAAGAUAUAUGAGGACAUUGUUGUUGAUGGUGUAUGGAUCAUACGUCGAGAUUCAAAGCUCGUAUGAUAUUGUCAAGCCAUUGAUUGUGGGACAAGCUUCUGAUAGUACCUUACGUUCUUAUAACCCAGGCAAUUUGAUAGCCCGUUAUCCGCCUAAUUCAAAUGGCAACCUUCGGCUUAAAUCUGCAUCAACUGCCUCGUCUACAACCUCUAUUGCUACUUCCGUCGUUUCAAUCUCACAGUCAGCGGCAAUUCCGCCAGUGCUACCGACUCCUCGGGGUGACAUAUUCGCAGUACCCCCUACCCCAGGAUUUCAAUCCAAUCUUUCACAUUCCUCUGAUGGAGGUUUUGAUCAUGACGAACCGUUAUAUGGCAAAUUCCAGGCUGCCACUGCUGCUGCGCUUUCAACUCUUCCUAUUAUCGAUAGGGAAAUCAAAACGGCUGUAACCCAGAAUCUACAACCCAGCACUACGUUGAAAUUACGAGAGGUUUCUUCACUUUGCGCUACAGGUGCGGAGGCAGCUAGGAGGCUCUCGAAAACCAAGUGGGAUGCCAUUCGUGAUGGUGACAUUAUUGAACGGAGAAAAUUUUGGGAAGAUACCAAUAAGUUUACUAAUGUUGGCUCUCUCUUUCUUAAAUCGUUAAAACCAAAGUACUGAUAAAUUUAUGUUUGAUCUAGCUUGUUAUCAGCAUCGCCGAACUCAUCAAGUCAGUGACCCAAGAAUAUGCCUUUCCGAGGCCCACUUUAGCCGCAGUGGGCACAGUAGUUCGACCAACGAAAGACCUUUAUAUCCUCAUGAACAGCUCUUCUUUCCGUCACAUGGCCGAAUCUCAACAGCUUUCCCCCCAUAACGGUGGAUCUCUUUCUCCAACACCCUAUUCCGUAUCUUUUCCCUACCAGCCUAUGACUGCUACCCCACUUUCUGCUGCCUUGGGGCAUGCUGCGCAGGCAACAAUGCCACAAGGCUACCCCGUCCACGGUCCAAUGGGCAUGGGCAGUGCAAACGGUUUCGGCAGCAGAAGCGCCACACUUCUUAGUCAAAACCACCCAACAAUGACCAGCACGGUGGGAGAAAUGGGGAUGCAGUUCGGGAAUGGCAUUAUGCCAGCUGGUUUAAUGAGUCCUGGUGCAAUCCGGGAAAUCAAGCCCCAGCACUCGCUCAAGUAGCUCUUUUGAGCCCACUGCACAGCUGUUUGCCUUACUUUUAUAUCCCAUUCCUAAUUGGCCAAGUCUCACCGACCGAUAUCCUUCAUCACUGUAUUACUUCGCAACUAAGCAAUAGGGCGCUUCCGUUGAAUCCCCCUCUUUCCUUUAUCUUGUUUAUUUAUGCCUACAUAGUGUUGGAGUUGCUCUUUUUCUCGUCUAUAUCUCUGGUCGUCGGGCGUCGUGUUUGACCUUAAAAAUGCUUGGGUGGGAGGACGAUUGAUAUCUUUAGAUUGGGACGUGCAAAGACGAUAGGGGUGUUAAAAUAAUUGUCAAUGUUUAUUAUACUAUAUUCCUCCGGGAAACGAGGAGGAUAAGCAAAACCUA
Tuber melanosporum (Perigord truffle) is the source of this 3673-nucleotide messenger RNA. RefSeq lists its product as uncharacterized. Bases 423 to 2801 code for a protein of 792 amino acids. The transcript is spliced from 5 exons. Gene Ontology annotation, molecular function: protein binding. NCBI's taxonomy places the organism in Eukaryota, Fungi, Ascomycota, Pezizomycetes, Pezizales, Tuberaceae. The record is from RefSeq and is a predicted model, not a curated record.